UCACAAUACGUCACAUCCUGAAAGGAAAGUUUUCUGGAGACGGCGGGAGAGGACAUGUGAAUGAGCUAUAAAAGAACACAGAUUGUUUUUCCUUUUUAAAAUGUCCAAACUUUCAAAGUCGGUGUAAUAGCUACAGAACUUCAAGAGUUGCAUAUUUUCAGUUUGUAUAGCUAGUUAAUCACUGUUGUUGUAACCUCGUCGUUAACAAUAUCCAGCAUUCUCAGCAUAAGCACUUUGUUAGCUAGCUAACGUUGUUAGCAUACAACGUUAACUAUCCCAGCUACAGAAAUCGAGCUAACUUUGCCUAAAUUGGGACUGGACUAAGAAGUUAUCUGAAAUGGACAUCUCCCUCCCCUUAUCUUCCUUACGCCUCCUGGCCCCUCCUCUCCUGCUGGUCUCUGCCGCCAUGUGGAAGGUGAUAAAGGAACGCGAUGUGAUGCAUUAUGGGACGCUGGAGGAGUUUGUGACCUCAACCUGCGAGACAGUCCCUGGCUUGCUCACAUCUAGACACCAGGCCAAGCUGGCUCUGGGGCUGAGAGCACGGCUGAUCUUAGAAGUGUGCCAUGGCCUGGACCCACCAGAUCCAGCGGUUAUCCUUCCCCAGCUGGACAGGAUCCGUGCCCUCACGCCUUCCUCUGCACUGAAGAAGGAUGUAAAGAUUGAGACCGCAGUCACCAACUUGCAUGGCCUGGUGGAAGCCCUCCUGAGAGACCCCACAGAGAGAGCACUGUUCUACAUGGUGGAGUUUCCUUCAGAAUAUGGUCCUCAGUUUGACCAGGAACUGGAGAAACUGCUGUGGGAGUUCCUGCUCAGACUGAACCAACUUCUCCCAGUGCCUAACCUGGCUCAGACGGUAUCCUGGCUCACUGCUGCCCCUCCUGUCCUAGAGGAGUGUGCGAAGGCUGCCUCCCAACCCCAGCUCCUGAGGACCCUGCUCCAGCACCAGAUCUGCCUGGGACACCUGGAUUUGGCAGCUUCUCUUCCUCCCUGUAUGGGCGACUCCAUCCUCUCAUCCCUAUCUCUCCCUCCCUCUGGAAGAUCUCAGCAAAGCGAACAAUCAGGAUCUAAGCCUGCCUUUGUUUCCACCCCAAACCCUCAGUCUUUAACCCCAUUGACCAAUCACAGACAGACACAAAACAGGUCAUCGCCCAUCACGCCUGUGAUAGGUGGGAUUUGCAACGAAGACCUGCCAGUCAUGGCUUCAGCCAAUAACAGGGCAAGAACUUGCAAGGAAGACUUUACUAUCCAAUCGGAUUCAAGAGAAGUGGAGAAGAAAGCCGAGUCAAUGGCAAGGUCAAAAUAUACUGAGGUGGAAUCUGAAGAGGACGAGGAGGUGAUAGUCGUGAGAAGAGGGAUUAAGAGGAGGAGGAGGAGGAGGAGGAGGAGUGCGAGAGAUGGACGGCGUAAAAGAUUGCUCAGGAGAGGGCGUGGGGGAGAGUUGGUUAGAUAUGUAGAAAGUGAUGAGAAGGAUUUGACGAGUGAUGCAGAUGAAGAGACUGAGAGGGACCUUCGAAGGGACUGUUUGGUUCAGUUGGAGAUUGCAGGCCUCAAGGUUCCGGAAGACCAGCACCUCUGCUCUUACAUCACAUCCUGUCUGGUUAACCAACCCAGAGUGCUCAUCCCUCGACUGACUUCCACAGACAUCACUGCACAUGUGAGGUCACAACCUCCCAGUCCUUCCUGCAGCAACGAGACACCAACAGCAGAGAGAUCUCCAUGGGGACAGAACAAGAGGCUGACGAUAACGGUGCGUCGGCUUCCUUCGACCCGACAACGGAAGUUGAAUGACAGCUCGUUGACCCUAGAUGUGGCGCUUCCAGCAUCAGCUGACAAAGAGAACUGUGUGCUUCCUUCAGUUAGCUCUCCCUCCAUUGUUCCUCUGCCUCAAAUGAGAAGAAGCACAGAAAUACUGACCUCACCAGUAACCGGCGACAAUGAUGACGUCAUAGGAGAUUCAGAGGAUGAAGCAACAAAGAAUUUCAAAGGCAGGCUGUUUAUGAAGCGCUACUAUAGGACCAAGCACGACACCUAUGUACCCACCCUCAGGGAGUUCUGGAAGCCCAGCCUGGCCCGACCUGCUGUCUCCCGGCAACAGACACAGAUGACACACUCAGUAAUUCACAGACCUAUGGCAAAAUCCUUUCACCAUCCAUGGGGAGCAAAAUAUGAAUUUUGAAACAGGAGGGGUACCAUCUCAACUUUUCCAAUAGGAACCCGUUUUUUGCUGCAAAAAAACCCAUUUUGCUACAGUUUGGCCAACUGAACACAACCAUGGUUGUAAAAGUGAAUGAUUGGCAGUUUUAGGAUUCUUUGUAUCUGAAUCACUUUGUAAUAAGCAUUAUUUAAAAACCUGUGGGACUUUUAUUUUGAAAUCAAGAGGAUUAACCUAUGUCACCAAUACUUACAACCUGUGUGCUGUCAUAAAUGUCAAGAGUUCAGAUGUCCCAACAUUUUCUUUUAGGGGUCAUACUUAUAUCUUCAGACGUUGAUGGCUGCGAUAACUGAGGCAAGAGCUUUCUCAUAUUGGUUGACAAUUUAAGUAAUUGUCAAGAGUUAAACCGAUUAUUUCAGCUGAAUAUCUUCAGAUUCUGAUGCCUGGUUGUGAUAACAACUCGGCGAAAAUGUUUUUUCUAAUGUAUUUUUCAAUCAAGUAUUUGUCAAUUAUCUUAUGUACCCUCUCUGUAAAUGAGUGGGGUUUUAAUGUGUACUUUUGAAUCUUGUCAUCUAACCUUUCAUAAAACUGUAUUCUAAUAACUGUUUUUAAGCUAUGUCAUGAGAUUGUCACGAAUUAAAUGUAAAUUAAGCAUC
Messenger RNA from Salmo salar (Atlantic salmon), 2808 nucleotides. RefSeq names its product TERF1 (TRF1)-interacting nuclear factor 2 (gene tinf2). Gene Ontology annotation, biological process: regulation of telomere maintenance via telomere lengthening; telomere capping. Gene Ontology annotation, molecular function: telomeric repeat DNA binding. NCBI's taxonomy places the organism in Eukaryota, Metazoa, Chordata, Actinopteri, Salmoniformes, Salmonidae. Gene Ontology annotation, cellular component: shelterin complex. The record is from RefSeq and is a predicted model, not a curated record.